This is a messenger RNA of Rhodamnia argentea, 1114 nucleotides long. Its product is annotated as triosephosphate isomerase, cytosolic. Gene Ontology annotation, biological process: glycolytic process; gluconeogenesis; glyceraldehyde-3-phosphate biosynthetic process. The transcript has 9 exons. Lineage: Eukaryota; Viridiplantae; Streptophyta; Magnoliopsida; Myrtales; Myrtaceae. The record is from RefSeq and is a predicted model, not a curated record. Gene Ontology annotation, molecular function: triose-phosphate isomerase activity. Gene Ontology annotation, cellular component: cytosol. The coding region runs from base 126 to 890 and encodes 254 amino acids.
GAAAGGAAACUUCCAUUUUCAGACCUCAGUCCGAGCUAGUAACAGUGAUCGCACCGUAUCGCCCUCGUCUUCCUCUUCGCGUUCUUCUCUGCGUUCCUCGAGAAAUUCGCAAUCGCAAUCCGCAAAUGGCGAGGAAAUUCUUCGUCGGCGGCAACUGGAAAUGCAAUGGGACGAGCGACGAUGUGAAGAAGAUCGUUAGUAUGUUGAACGAAGCCGAAGUUCCUCCCGAAGAUGUCGUGGAGGUGGUGGUGAGCCCUCCAUAUGUAUUUCUUCCUCUGGUCAAAAGUCUACUGAGAUCUGAUUUUGGGGUUGCGGCACAAAACUGUUGGGUCCGAAAAGGCGGGGCCUUCACCGGAGAGAUCAGUGCUGGAAUGCUUGUCAACUUGAACAUCCCUUGGGUCAUCCUCGGUCAUUCUGAAAGGAGACUUCUUUUGAACGAGUCGAAUGAGUUUGUUGGUGACAAAGUCGCUUAUGCGCUAUCUCAAGGCUUGAAAGUGAUUGCCUGUGUUGGGGAGACUCUCGAGCAGCGGGAAUCAGGGUCUACAAUGGCUGUUGUUGCUGCACAGACAAAAUCAAUUGCAGAGAGAGUUUCAAACUGGGAUGACAUUGUUUUAGCCUAUGAACCUGUUUGGGCCAUUGGGACUGGAAAGGUUGCAACUCCGGCUCAGGCUCAGGAGGUCCAUACAGAAUUGAGAAAAUGGCUACAUGACAAUACUGGUCCCGAAGUUGCUGCAUCUGUCAGAAUUAUAUAUGGAGGUUCUGUUAAUGGAAAUAAUUGCAAAGAAUUGGCGGCCCAGCCAGAUGUGGAUGGAUUUUUGGUAGGCGGUGCUUCCUUGAAGCCGGAGUUCAUCGACAUCAUCGAGGCUUCUACAGUGAAGAACAACUACUAGAGAUCGAAUCAGUAGCCCGUUCAGCCUAACCAUUCGACGCAUGCUUUCAGGAGAUCAUCCUUGUUGCAUUUUUCCCCCUGUAUCAGGAACCCGCAUGGGGCUGCAUAGUUUCUGUAACUCGAUACUCUACUUUCCCGUGUUUUUUGACUGUCAGGAUGACUAAACUUUCGGACCAAAUAAGGGACUACAUGAGAUGACUGAAUUGGUAUUGGCUACCGAUUCUC